UUUAGGAGGAGUAAACAAGAAAAAAAAAAGUUGAAGCAGAGGUGUCUCAUAUGGGCAGAAGUGAAACCAAGCGCAAGCUGCGACGCUGCAGAGUUCACAUGUUUGAUGCUUUUCUCACCCGUCAGUCUGUGGGUUUGAGGUGGGACUUCUCACUUGAACACUCCCACGGAGCUGACAGCGAGGGGAAACUUAGCAAACAAUAAGCUGUGAGAUUCACUUCUGAGAAGGGCAUCGCUUUACUGCGAGGCAAAACAACAUGAGGAAACUUUUCAUUCUCCUUCCCCUGUUUGCCCUUUUUAUACACGGGACACUUCAGAAAAAUGGAAAAAGGAAGGCGGCGAUAAUUCAGCCCAGGGUGUUUUUAGGAAUCCGUGCCACAGAGUCUGUCGUCCAUGGCACCCAGACUCCCAACUCCACUGGUCCUCCGUCUCUGCAGCAGCCUCUGCAGCAGUUAAGUGACACCGCCAUAGGGUACCUCAACGGACGCCUGAGCACCAAAGUCAUCCCCGUCAUCUACUUGCUGGCGGUGAUCGUUGGAAUCCCGACCAACAUCAUCAUCCUGUGUUUGCUCGCCACCAAAAUUAGAAAGGUGUCGUCCGCCAUCCUCUACUGCAGCCUGGCCACCUUUGACUUGUUCCUCCUCGUCUCCCUCUUCUUCAAGGCUCACUACCAUCUCCUCGGAAACGACUGGGUGCUCGGAGAAGCCGCCUGUAAAGCGGUCACCGCUUGUUUCUACGGUAACCUCUACGGCUCAGCCCUGACUCUGGCUUGCAUCGCCGUCAAACGCUACAUGGCGGUGGUGCACCCAUUCAUGUACAAAACUCUGCCCAAGAAGAGGUGCACGGCCUGGGUUGUCCUGGCCCUGUGGCUGGCCUUCGCCGCCUCCAUCGUCCCCGAGCUUUUGGUCCAGCAGACUUUUUGGGUCUCCCAGCUGAACCGCACCACCUGCCACGACGUGAUGCCCCUGACGUCUGACUCUCACAAGUUCCUGCUCUUUUGCACCCUGACUCUGGCGGUUCUGUGCCUUCUGGUCCCCAUGGUGGUCACCACAGUGUGCUUCAUCAAAAUCCUCUGCGUGCUCAACCGGUCGCACUACGACUGGGCGAUGUACAUCAAGUCCAGCUCUCUGGUGUUUACCAUCUUUCUAGUGUGCUUCCUUCCCGCUGGUGUCCUGCACUUUCUCCAUUAUGUGCAGCUGUCUGCAGGAGGGGCAGAUAGUCUGUACAAAUAUUUCAACUUGGCGGUGUGUCUCUGCUGCCUCCAUGCUUGCCUGGACCCCUUCUUCUUUAUCCUCAUGUCCAAGUCUGCAGGAUCCAAAAUGUACUUUCUGACCUUCAAAGGCAAGAACUUCAGUGUGUCAUUCUAAAAGAAACUAAGGGUGUUUUCACACCUGAUAGUCCUGUAGACUCGGUUUGAUGGGGUAAGAUUUGUUUCAUUUUCAACUGGU
This is a messenger RNA of Poecilia latipinna (sailfin molly), 1447 nucleotides long. Its product is annotated as proteinase-activated receptor 3. Gene Ontology annotation, biological process: thrombin-activated receptor signaling pathway; blood coagulation; phospholipase C-activating G protein-coupled receptor signaling pathway. The transcript is spliced from 2 exons. Bases 257 to 1366 code for a protein of 369 amino acids. Lineage: Eukaryota; Metazoa; Chordata; Actinopteri; Cyprinodontiformes; Poeciliidae. The record is from RefSeq and is a predicted model, not a curated record. Gene Ontology annotation, cellular component: plasma membrane. Gene Ontology annotation, molecular function: thrombin-activated receptor activity.